Molecule: messenger RNA, 1572 nt
Organism: Chilo suppressalis (striped riceborer)
Lineage: Eukaryota; Metazoa; Arthropoda; Insecta; Lepidoptera; Crambidae
Source: the annotation of a GenBank genome assembly
AUGGUAAUGCAUGCAAGGAAACCUCAGCGAAUAAGCGAUGGGUACUUUGAGAAGCAUCAGGCCCAUCCGUAUCAGAAAUAUCAUUCAAAAAGUGAAAGAAGAGCUGGUAGUGAGUACGUUUCUUCUGACAGCCAGUACACACCUCUCCGAUCCCCCAAUGGUAACCUAUCAACACACGGACACAGCACGCAUACAAGUCACUCCAGCCAUGGCCACCACCACUACCAUGUUGUGGAUGACAGAGGAUACACGACAUCACGGAAUGCUUACAUGCAAAAAGGUUCUGACAAGGAGAGAGAUAGAGACUACAAAUCCUCUAGAAAUAAGUACACAGAUAGUGUCCGAUCACCGAAGGAGAAACGUAGCAAAGAUAGUGAAAAGGAGAGAAGUAAUCAUGAACGAAGUGAAUCAGAAAAAAAGAGUAGGACUAGUGGCAUGAAUAGUGUUAGUAGAAGUAGUAAAUAUGACAAAGCGCCUUUGGCUGCAAUAUGUUCGGACCAUUCUGGUAGUGAGUGGUCAGAGCACAUUAGUUCCUCAGGGAAAAGGUACUACUAUAACUGUGUCAGUGAAGUGUCACAAUGGGAAAAGCCCAGAGAAUGGGACUCAAGAAGAAUGUCAUCCAAAGAUUCAUCAUAUUCUUCAAGAAGCAAUCGUGAUAAAAGGUCAAGCUCCCGAUCGGGGAGGAGAGAAGCAGAGAAGAAUAGUAAAAGAACAAACAGUGCCUCGGAGAGGUACUGGAACAACAGCAGAGACGAGGAGGCGCUCGACCGAACUAGACCAAAACAUUCGGCCUCGGCGCACGACGGCAAAGAUGGCCAAUCAUUACAAGACAUGGACAUAUCUCCAGACCGGAGUACACCGCUGUCGGAAAAUUCCUAUGGUGCAAGAGAGACGAAUUCCACGAUACGGAAUAAUUCUGAAAGUAACGCAGUACCUCCUGUUGUGGUGCUUGACAAUUCAAAUCAACCGAGUGGGUCGCUGCUUGCGGCGGCAUUACCUCGCAUAGUGGCGGCGGCUGUCGUAAUGCCCGCGAACAACGGGGCCGGGGCGUCGCCGAGCACGGGGCCCGGGACCGGGGCUGGGGCCGGGGUGGUGGUGGGGGGCGCGGGCAGCGGGGACAACACGCCGCACCGGGACGCCGGCCCGCCCACUCCCACGCACUCUGAGAGCAUCGACCCGCACGCUCCGCCCCUACAUCUGGACGCGGCGUUGCCCAGGAAGAUGGAGUGCCUGGGCAGCUACUCGUCCGUAGUAGGCGGGGCCUUACACCACGCGCCUCCCAUGCUGACGCCGUCCCUGGUGAACUACAUGCGCGCCGACCUCACCGCACACGUGACCGGCUGGCCAGCAGACAUACUGGAGAAACAGGCCAACAAGUUCACCGAGGAAGCGUACCAGCUGGGCUGCCUGCAGUGCACGCGAGUGUCGGCCGAGCUCAAGUGCGCGCGCUCCCUGGUGCGCCAUACCGAGAUACAGGCCACGCUGCAGGAACAGAAGAUAAUGUACCUGCGGCAACAGAUCUCGCGGCUGGAGGAGCUCAAGUCGCAGAACUCGUUCAUGUCGGAAGACUAG